AUGGAAUCAACGGUUCAGAUAUCCCAUCCUUGGCCUGAAUGGGUGGAUUUAAUGGAAUUGUUGUUAAAGAAAGGGUACUUUGAACCUGGUGGAAACCCAUUUAAGAACGAGGAAUUGGGUUCCAAGGAUGUGAAUUGUAUUAGAACUGCGUGCCUUAAUUUUGCACGCGAUCGGUUUGGGCUGAUAAGGUUUGGCUUUGGUUUUGGUUUUGAGCAAUUUGAUUAUACUGUUCCGUACUUCUCAAGGAAAGAUAUUGGGGUUAUUGCAGGAUGCGGCUGCCCUAGCAUAGAUAGAAAAGUUGUCAACUCUGGGAAACGUUUAAGAGCACAUGUAGGCAUCAAUGAAGGACAUGUUUGCAGCUCCUGCAACUUAAGGGGAGACUGUGAGAGGGCAUAUGUCAAAACACGAGAAGAUGAAGGUGGGCGGACUGUGGAUGUCAUGCGUAUUUUACUGACUUAUGGGCUUGAUUUUGUUGCUGGUACGGUGGAGAAUAAGCCAUGUCAAAACAACAAAAUGGUUAAAGAAUCAGUGAGAAGGCUGCUGAAAGAGUUGGUGGGGCAUAGCAAUGACGAACUUGACUCUGAUCUCCCUAAUCGCAAACCCUUGGAAAGGGGUAUCCCUUUACAAAAUGAUUUGAGUACGCAAGAAAAAGGCCCAAUAAAUGUUCCAAUGAAGCAGGGCGAUUGGCUUUGCCCCAAAAAUGUUCGAUGUUUGCGUUGUGAUGGCUUAUUCCAAGAAAGGCUCAAGCAUCUACAGGAGGAUCAGGAUCAUCUUCCCUUAAAGAAAGGAGACUGGAUUUGUGCAAUAUGUAAUUUCUUGAACUUUGCCAAGAAUACAAGAUGUCUCCAAUGCAAAGAGAAGCCUCCAAAGCGGCAGCUGAAUCCUGGGGAGUGGGAAUGUGAAUCGUGCAACUACAUCAAUUUCAGAAGAAACAUGGUAUGCUUGAAAUGUGAUUAUAGAAGGCCAAAGGCAAUGAAUUCUUCAAAGAUAUCUUCUGAGAUUGAGCAUUACAAGGGAGAUCAUUCCAAGCAGAGCAGAUCGAAGUUUCUUCACAGUGGAAAUGAAGCCACUGAUCACAAACCUGUAGGAGCAUAUGGAACAAAUCACAACAGAGGUGCUGAAACGUGGAGAUUUGUGGAGGAAGAAAGAGCAGAUAAUCAUUUGAUCUCAUCGAAUGAGGUUGUGAGAUUUGUAGAUUUCCCGAUUGCAGGAGGAAAGAGUAGUUUGUCUCAAAAUGCCCAAAAAAGAGAAAGAUGGAAGCUAGAAAUGUUGAAAAGAAGAAAAGGUGUGUUGCAUGCGGAAGGAGAUGAAAAUGAAGUUGAAGAUGCCAACACUCAAAGAAGAUUCAAGUACCUUGAAUCUACUGAUGAUGAAGAUUUGGCUGAAUGUGUUGAUCAGAAGUCACUGGAUGUGGAUGCGAAAGAUAACACAGAGGUUGAUGGUAAAAUUUCCAUCGGGGUUUCACAAACUUGA
Molecule: messenger RNA, 1473 nt
Organism: Dovyalis caffra
Lineage: Eukaryota; Viridiplantae; Streptophyta; Magnoliopsida; Malpighiales; Salicaceae
Source: the annotation of a GenBank genome assembly